Exserohilum turcica Et28A is the source of this 1572-nucleotide messenger RNA. RefSeq lists its product as uncharacterized. NCBI's taxonomy places the organism in Eukaryota, Fungi, Ascomycota, Dothideomycetes, Pleosporales, Pleosporaceae. The record is from RefSeq and is a predicted model, not a curated record. The transcript is spliced from 2 exons. Bases 1 to 1572 code for a protein of 523 amino acids. Gene Ontology annotation, biological process: cardiolipin biosynthetic process. Gene Ontology annotation, cellular component: mitochondrion. Gene Ontology annotation, molecular function: CDP-diacylglycerol-glycerol-3-phosphate 3-phosphatidyltransferase activity.
AUGGGGUCCCAGGCGCCUCAGAGUCAGGCGGCGAUGCUGGCGACGAUCACAUCGGAUCUUGAUAAGAUUGCACCUAGAUUCGAGAUGCAACCGGAGCAAAUUGAGAUUAUCCAGACGCCGUCCGAGUUUUAUCAAACAUUGAAAGACAAAAUCUCAAAAGCCAAACACACAAUCUACCUCAGCACUCUGUACAUUGGCAAAACAGAACACGACCUAAUCAGCACCAUUCGCGAUGCCCUGAAACAAAACCCAAGUCUACACGUCUCUUUCCUCACAGAUGCGUUGCGCGGAACGCGCGAAACACCCAACCCAACAACCGCCUCGCUGCUAACACCCCUGAUUGCCGAAUUCGGGCCACACAGAGUCGAAGUGCGCAUGUACCACACGCCCAACCUAACGGGGCUACGGAAAAAAUACAUCCCCAAGCGUAUCAAUGAGGGCUGGGGCCUGCAGCACAUGAAGCUGUACGGCAUCGACGACGAAAUCAUCAUGAGCGGCGCAAACCUCAGCGAAGACUACUUCACCAACCGGCAGGACCGAUACCACUUAUUCCGUUCCCGCGAACUAACAAGCUACUUUAAGAACAUUCACGAUGGAGUUGCAGCACUCAGCUUCGAUAUCCAGCCUAGCGACGCCGAGGGAGCAGGCGGAUACAGCAUGGCAUGGCCAACCACAAACGCCGCACCAAGUCCCCUCGACGAUCCAGCAAAGUACCGGAAAGCCGCUGCACAGCACCUCGCACACCUACUUAGACCUGAGAACACUCCCAAGCCCGCACCAUCAACACAGCAAUCAUCACCAUCAUCAUCAACAACAACAACAACAACAACAAUAUACCCCAUCCUCUCUCUGGUCCCGCUCCUCCCCUCCUCAACCGAACUCCCCGCUCUAACCACGAUCCUGACGGCGCUCGCCCACGCGCCCCUGCACCCCAGCACGUGGACCUUCACGGCAGGCUACUUCAACAUGACGCCGUCGUUCCGGCGGCUGCUGCUCUCGACGCGCCCCGCCUCCGGCACCGUGCUGACGGCGCACCCGCACGCAAACGGCUUCUACGGCUCAUCCGGCAUCAGCGGCAUGCUGCCCGCCGCAUACACGCAUCUGGCCAAGACGUUUCUGCGCAGGGUAAAGUACGAGGGUCUGCGCGACUGCAUCACGCUCAAGGAAUGGAAACAUGGUAUCGUAGGCGAGAAAGACGGCUGGACAUAUCAUGCAAAGGGCAUUUGGAUCACGCUGCCUCGCACUACCACUACUGCUGCUGCUUCUGAGGCGCAGCAGCAGCAGCAGCAAUCACACGACAACAACAAUGAAGAUGCGGAAAACAACCCCUGCAUCACUAUCAUCGGGUCCUCCAACUACACAAAGCGCGCGUACGAACUCGAUCUCGAAGCCAACGUCGUGGUGGCGACGACGGAUCCGGGGUUGCGCCGCCGCCUGGGCGACGAGGUCAAGUGGCUGGGCGAGCACGCGAAGCCCGUGGAUGAGACUGAGUUUGACAGGCCCGAAAGGAAGGUCGGCAUGAAUGUGAGGUUGGCUAUGUGGGCGGUACGCGUCCUGGGCGGCGCCUUGUAA